Drechmeria coniospora is the source of this 1260-nucleotide messenger RNA. RefSeq lists its product as uncharacterized. NCBI's taxonomy places the organism in Eukaryota, Fungi, Ascomycota, Sordariomycetes, Hypocreales, Ophiocordycipitaceae. Bases 1 to 1260 code for a protein of 419 amino acids. Gene Ontology annotation, cellular component: cytosol. Gene Ontology annotation, biological process: L-aspartate biosynthetic process. The transcript has 7 exons. Gene Ontology annotation, molecular function: L-aspartate:2-oxoglutarate transaminase activity; pyridoxal phosphate binding. The record is from RefSeq and is a predicted model, not a curated record.
AUGAACAAUUCAUUCACGGCCUCGCCGCACCCUUUUGAGGGGAUUAUCGAGGGACAGCUAGAGACCGGCAGUACUCUUCAGGCGCUCUACCUCAAAGAUCCGCAUGCGGAAAAGACGAACCUCUUGCGUGGGUCGUAUCAGGCCAGCGUCGGGACUCCAUUUGUCCCGAAAUGUGUCAUGCUGGCUCGUGAGAAAAUACUGCGAGACCCAGCCUGGCAUCAUGACUAUCUACCCUUUCUUGGCGCAUCGGGUCUUUUGAAGGCUGGGGAGGAGCUCUUCUUCGGAAGGCAAUGCCCACUGACAAAACUGCAACGUGUUGCCUCGAUGCAGACGGUCGGUGCGACGGGCGCAAUCCACAUGGGAGGUCGCUUUCUACAGAUGCACUAUCCCCCUUGGCUGGGACAGAACAACAGCACAAUUUACAUGCCUAAAGAAACGUGGGUCAACCACCGAAGCCUUGUCAAAACUCUCGGUAUCCAGCCCCAUGACCUGCCCUACUAUAACGCGAGCGUCAAGUCUCUGGACUGGGAAAGGUACAAAUCAGCAGUCGAGUCCCUGCCCAGGCAAUCCGUCAUACUCGUCCAAACUGGGGCCCAUAACCCCACGGGCUGCGACCCAACCCGCGACCAGUGGGUGCAGUUGAUUCAGAUCUUCGUGGCCAGGGGGCACUUUGCCUUUCUCGACUGCGCAUACUUGGGGCUCGCCUCCGGAGAUGCAGAAGCGGACGCGAGCGUCAUUCGAAUGUUUGUCACCGCCACCGUCCCGCUCCUGUUGGCCGCAACCUUUGGCAAAUCCUUUGGCUUGUACGGUGAACGCGUGGGGAUGCUCAGCGUCAUUGCGCCGAACACGGAAGUCAGGGGAAAGAUUCAGAAGCAAAUGGUGCUGAUGGCCAGAUCAGAGACUGGCAGCUGCCCGUCGUUUGGAGCCAAAGUUGUCGAGACUGUGUUGGGAGAUGACUUGAUCAAGAAUCAGUGGUCCGAAGACGUCAACGGGGUGGCGGCGAGCUUGCAGAAUCGCCGACAAAUCUUGCGCCAUUCAUUGGAGCGCCUGCGGACGCCUGGAGACUGGAACUUUAUCACUCAACAAGUCGGCAUGUUCUCCCAUCUCGACUUUACACCCUCUCAGGUGCAAUAUCUGCGAGAGGAACAUCACCUCUACCUGGACCAAAACAGUCGCAUCUCAUUCGCUGCGAUUGAUGAGCGAGGAAUUCAACGGGUUGCUCACGGGAUUCAUGACAUGAUGCAGAAGCAUGUGGCGUAG